GUUGCAUCGAACAUGAGCACUUAGCAUCUCUGGGCCCUUGAUGGUGCACAAGUUGGUUGCCGGGACAUCGCGUUUUGCUGCGUGCAAAGAACUGGGCGGGAUGGAGCUGCUGGAAGUGAUGGCGGCCAUUGCGAGCAUUGCUCAGCGGUUGGCUCAUCAAAGCGGUCAUGGCUCUGAGAUGCCGCGCUCCAGCGAGAUGCAAUUUCUCCCCUCUCCGGCCAGAAGCUGAUGUUUGUGAGCGCGACUUCUAUCGUUUUGUUGGAUUGCUGCGGCAUCGAAAUCCCCGCAGCAUAGCAGAACUUGGCGCAGCGAUUGAGCAGCACCUGAACCGUGGAGCUUUUGGCCACGGGCAACUUGUACAGCUUGUUUGUUCGACUGCUGCGUAUCUGUCAAGGGUGAAGAUGGACGGCUUCCAAGGCAAGGCACACAGUCUGCUCGCAGGAGCUUGCUUGGAGUUGGUAAGGGCGCCGGGCAGAGAAGUCGUGCAGGCCGUGCGCGCCAUCACGCAUCUCAGCCGGGCGAGGCCAGACUAUGGCACCCUGCUAACGGAGACCGGCUUGCUGGCAGCCGCAAGCGCCCGCUUGUCAGAGUUGUGCCCACGAGAUGUCUCGAGAUGUGCUUGGUGCUUCGCGGUUUUAAUGUCUACUUCCCCAGUCUUGCUGGACAUGGCAGCGUCAGCAGCUGCUCAUAUCCAUGAGUACUCCUCAUUUGCAAUAUCUAACCUAGCGUGGUCCCUGGCCAAAAUUGGGGGCCAGAACUUCCACCAAUAUGAUAAUUCCUGCAGAGCGGCCUGUUCUGCUUUCUUCAAUGCGAUUCCCGAAGCGGCGCUGGCACAGUUUGACGCCAGCGACCUUGCUGGCCUUGCGUGGGCAUUGGGCACAUCUUCCUGCAGACCAGGCCUCAUGCGUGCACUGUCAGCUGAAGCCCUCUUGAAAAUGGUGCAACUAGAGCCGGCACACCUUGUGAACAUUUGUUGGUCUAUCGGCAAGCUAAAGCUUUCAGAGGACACAUUUUUGCAAGCAGCUGCGUCGCUAUCUAUGACUGCUUUUUCACCAGAUGCACUUGUCAGCAUUUCUUGGGCUUUUGCCCGCGCAUCUCCAAAGGUUUUUGGCAGCUUUCACUUGGAUAUCACAAAGAUAUGCGUCGCCAAGCUAGACAUGCUAUCUCCAAAGUCCUUGUGCAACUUACUUUGGGUUCUUGCGAAGGAAAGGGCGGACGGCACUGCCAUCGGUGGUCAGAAGAUUUUGCCCUUCCAUCUUGAGGCACUUACCAGUGCCGGACAGGUCGCCUCACACAGAUUCACUACCCAGGACGUUUGCAGUUUCUUGUGGGCAAUGGCGGCGCUGGUGUGUGUCGACAAAGUGCUUGUCAAGCAGCUCGGUGGCUUGGCCGGUCGCAACAUCAGCAACUUGGAAGCUCGACAGCUGGCAAUGCUGAGCUGGGCCAUUGCAACGCUCAAGUCAAGGCAGCCAUUUCUACACAUGGUCCCAGCUCAAGCCCUUGCUCAAGUUCAAGGUGGCCGAGACCUUGCGAAUAUCGUGUGGGCGCUCGCGCAUGCAGGUGCUACGCCAGGCCGGCCACAGCCACGGGCCUGGCAAAGGCUUGCUGAGAAGGCAGCUUCAACUGAGGAUUUGACAGGGCAAGGUCUGGCCAAUGUGGCCUGGGCGUGUGCAAUUGUCUCUAUGGAAGGCAGCAAGGCACACAGGCUUCUCUUUGCAAGAGUGGCAGGAAAGACGUCCGAGCUUCAACUCCGGGAUGCCGCCAACAUUGCCUGGUCUUUGGUCAUGCUUCGGUCGAGGGCGGAUGAUCUGCACAUAGUGCUGUCCCGGGCAUGUGCAUUGCUUCGGCCUUCGCUGGGCAAAGGUGGGAACCUGCCAGACGCGACGUCGGUCUUAGCCUUGCUUUGGGCGGAGGCCUUCGCAGGUCGCGGUCAAAGUGGCGGCAAUGGCAGCGAGCUGUACCACUUGGGGAAGGCUUUCUUGCAGCUCACUGGGCGUACCUUGGACUCCGGGCACCUCCCACUGAUCCCGACCCAGGAAAUGGCACCAGGCGAGCCCAGCAUUCUUUUGAAUUUGUCGGACAGGAUGGUACUGUACAAGCCACACGGUUGGGAGGUGGACCAGGCCACGUCUGAAAGCGCGGCGGAGCGUCUGAAGCUGUCAUCAUUUGUCAGGAGUCAAUUCACAACUAGGCAAUGCCCAAUAUUGAAGGACGCUGGGCAUUUGCAUGGCUUCUUGCAUCGAUUGGACUUGCCAAGUUCGGGCCUCCUCCUGACAGCUAAGAGCUACGAGGCUUUCUAUGACCUCAUGCUUCAGCUGCACACGGGUGUGUUGGUUCGGGAUUACGUUGUACUUUGCCAUGGGUGGUUGUCGCCAUCCUGUCGUGAGAUUGAUACGAGGAUCGCGUGGUCAAAUGCUGCAGGCAGCGGGCCGCCGAGCCGAGCUCAAAAUGACACAGGCAAGCCAGCAGUCACCAAAUUGCGAGUGUUAGCUCAUGCAAUCCGCACGGAUGACAGCUUCAGCCUGGUGGGGAUCAGGAUUGCGACUGGAAGACGGCAUCAGAUUCGUGCGCACCUUGCACAUAUAGGCCACCCAGUCGUUUGCGAUGGCAAGUAUGGAAGGCUUGCCCAUUCAAAGCAGGAAGAUUCCAGCAGAUUUGCAGCUUGGCAACCCUCUGACGAACAGUUUCGCAAAGACCGGGAGUGGUGCCCUCGCAAUUUUCUGCAUCGCUACCGCCUGGCCUUCACCGCUCAAGAGCGUCCCUACGAAGUUUUGGCGCCCUUGCCAAAGGAGUUGCUUGCGGCCUUGUCACAACUUUCCCCCAGAGAGGAUGCAUCUGAGCUUCAGCUGCAGGGCUGGCUGCUGGGAAAUGCUGUCAGAGACUGGGCCGAGUUGCCAGUUCUGCCUGUAGGGCAAUCCGAAUCCAUGAAAUGAAGAAAGGCAAUGUGCAGGUGUUCAGUUUAUGUGUGAUUGGGUAUGUCUUGCCGCUUCGUCUCUGUACCGCUUCAGUGUGCAGAUGCCAGAAGCAUAAUUGCCAUCUUUCGUCAAAAAUGGCUUGAAUGCACUGGAGUGUGAAGAUAGCAAAGCUGACUGAUGCGCUCAGGAGUAUC
This is a messenger RNA of Effrenium voratum, 3109 nucleotides long. NCBI's taxonomy places the organism in Eukaryota, Dinophyceae, Suessiales, Symbiodiniaceae. The record is from the annotation of a GenBank genome assembly.